Molecule: messenger RNA, 1957 nt
Organism: Melanaphis sacchari
Lineage: Eukaryota; Metazoa; Arthropoda; Insecta; Hemiptera; Aphididae
Product: sphingomyelin synthase-related protein 1-like
Exons: 6
Coding region: 376-1797 (473 amino acids)
Biological process (GO): ceramide biosynthetic process
Cellular component (GO): Golgi membrane; endoplasmic reticulum membrane
Molecular function (GO): ceramide cholinephosphotransferase activity; sphingomyelin synthase activity; protein binding
Source: RefSeq, a predicted model, not a curated record
CGUGAUACGAAUGAAUACUAUUCGCCGAAAAGUACACUAUAUAUUAUCUAGUAUUAGUCGCAGUUGCUGAUUAAGCGUUGGCGCGUUGCAGACUUGCAGUUAUUACUUUUUAGUGUAGUCACUAGUCGCUUGGUAGGAGCACUACUUGAUUACUGUCUAGUCUUAACUACGUAAUGACGUAGUCAACGUUCUUCAGAGUAUAUUAGAUGAACUGUAAGACUUCAUCGUCCUCAAUCGUUUAUAUAUACAGCUCUCUAGUUUUUGAAGUGCAUUAAAAAUUAAGUAUAUUCCGCGCCAUGAGCUUAAAACUAAUUUUUUUUAUUAAAUAUUCACAUAAUUUAUCUAUCGCUAGUACAUUUUAAAAAAAGUGUAAUUAUGGAACCUGUAAUUAAUUGGAAUCCACGAGAAGUGUCCAUUUGGCUGGAGAAAAAGGGUCAUAGUAAAUAUUCUCGAAUACUUACUGAAGAUCAUUGCAUUGAUGGCCGUGCUCUUUUACUCAUCAAUGAAGCUGACCUAAAAAGUCCACCUAUAAGUAUUAAUGUCUUAGGUGAUAUAAAAAGAUUAAUGUUAGAUAUUCGUCAGUUAAAAGUAGAAAAUCGACAAACCCUUUUACAACUUGGAUUUGAUCCUAUAUCGUUGCUUACAAAACCUGUAUGCAGUGCACAUGUUUAUGGAAAUCAAUUUCGACCAGAUCCAUUCAAUUUUUAUGAUGAUAUACAUAUGAAUCAUGGGUCUGAUGUAACUGCCACGUCUUCCCAUAGUUCAGAAUUUGAAGAAGAUAGACGAUUAAAACCUGAGAUAUGGAAAGCUCUCAUUGCGAUGGGCUACCUGUUUACUGUAACAUGGAUUACAGCGUUCGUCAUGGUGAUCGUCCACGAUCGCGUGCCCGACAUGAAGAAAUAUCCACCGUUGCCGGACAUAUUCCUGGACAACGUGCCAUACAUACCUUGGGCGUUUCAUAUGUGUGAACUUACCGGCACCGUGUUGUGUUUCGUAUGGCUCGCCGUAUUGGUCUUCCACAAGCAUCGUUUCAUAUUGCUGAGGCGGUUUUUUGCUCUUUCGGGCACAGUCUUCCUGUUACGAUGCAUCACGAUGAUCAUAACUUCCUUAUCCGUGCCGGGAACACAUCUGGAAUGCACGCCACGGAAGAAACCAGCGUAUCUAGAUGAUGGAAAUUUUCUGGGUGAAAUGGUGUACAAAAUGCAACAAGCUUAUGUUAUUUGGAGAGGAGCUGGUAUGUCCAUACAGGGAGUUCGUACUUGUGGCGAUUAUAUGUUCAGUGGCCAUACUGUGGCAUUAACCAUGUUAAACUUUUUCAUUACUGAAUAUACUCCACGCGACAUAUAUUUGUUACAUACGUUCAGCUGGCUCUUAAAUAUGUUCGGCAUAUUUUUUAUACUUUCGGGUCAUGAACAUUACUCCAUUGAUGUAUUCAUUGCUUUUUACAUUACGUCAAGAUUAUUUCUGUACUACCAUACACUGGCUAACAAUCAAGCAUUGAGCAACAAUGUUGAUUCUUGUCGAACGCGAAUUUGGUUUCCAUUGUUUAGUUUCUUUGAAUCUUCGUGUAGUUGCAUGGUACCAAAUGAAUAUGAAUCGUUGACAGAAAUUGCGGAAAAUCUAGCAUGUUCAACUUACAACAAUUAUUUAGUCAUUAAAUCAGCUAUCAAAACUCAAAUUUUACUAUUGCGGGCACUACCGUCCAAUCAAACAGUACAAAUUGGUCCAACUUCUUUAGUUGGCACACGUGCAAGGUCAAGAACACCAAUUGCUUUGAUUAAAAAAAAAGAUAAAUAAUCCAGAAUGCUAACGUGAACGCACAUAUUAUAUAUUUUUGCCUCGUUAUGAAUUUAAAAUGUUGAGUUUUUAGACCGAUGCACAGAGUAUAUACUUAUAUUUAUAAUAUUGAAUUAAAAAUAAUUAUUAAAUAUUAAAUUUUGUGAUAUAAAUGUAAUGU